UAAAUGCUUCACCAUAAUCACAACUGUAUUAAAAAUUCAAAAAGGUAAAUUUUUUGUGAAAAACUUAAUUGUUUAAUAUCUAUAAAAAGAAAAAAAAAACUUAUUCUCAAUUAACUUUUUAUUUCUCAUAACGAAAAAAUCCUUAAAUAAUAUUAAUCAAUUAUUAAUUAAAUUUUGUACAAUUUGACAGUUGUAACAUAAUAGAUGUUGUAAUAAGUUCUUUGUGUAAAAAUCUUAACAUAGUGACACGAAUGUUCCUAAUUUGGUUACCAAUAUUAACUUUUCUUUUAUUUAUUUAAACAUUCCAAAUAAAUAAUAGAAAUAUUAUGUCUUUAAAAGAGAAAAUAAUAGAAAUAUUUGAUCGAGUUAAUUACAAUUUGACAUUUGUAUUUUUGAGAGAAAAUAAAAUCUUAACGACUAGAACUAAUUUUCGCCUCAAACUAAGGAACGGUGAAAAGAAAAGCAGAAGCCGAAUCAAAGUCAAAAUCGUCAGUCACUCACUCAUAGUUGUUGAGCUCCACGGCUCCACCCAUAUAUUACUAGCUCAUCCUGACUAGUCUUCUCCGGCGACCCAAUACCCAAUUGCCCUAUUUGCUCACAAAACCCGACCCUUUCCGCUGCUGGUUCCGUUCCUGCCUCAAUGGUUCUAUAAUGACCGUAACUCGUUCCCGGCGGACUCAUUCCACUGAACGUCACGAACCCACCAACCCCAAAACCAGUUCUGGCGGCGGCGGUGGCGGAGGGACCGCCAUGAGAGUUAUAGUUCCUCUUCAGGGUGUGGUUCAAGGUAGAGGUGGCCUUGUUCUUGGCUCGCUUAUUCCUUGUGCUCUUUACUAUUUCUUGCAACUCUACCUCAAACAAAGACGUCGUCCUGACCCACCUCCUCCGUCUUCUUCUUCGUCGUCUUCGGAGGGUCGGUUGUCUCCUGGGUCUUCUCCGUCGACGUCGAUGGGGCAAUUGGCCGAAUUUCCUUUCUUGCCACGGACCUUUUCUCGGUCCCUGCUCUCCCCCAGGGGUUACGGAGGACCGGUUCACGUAUCGGGCCGAGCCAAUUCCAUUUCCAAAAGCGGUGAUUCACCCUACUAUGUUGGGUCGAGGAAGGUCUCGGAUGAUCCGUAUGACGGGUUGGAUAAUCCGGGUGGUGUUAUUCAGCUUGGUUUGGCAGAAAACAAGUUAUCAUUGGACUUGGUUCAAGAUUGGCUUGUGGAGAACGCAAGGGAAGCUAUAUUGGGUCAUGGAAGAGGAAGUGUUUCUGAGCUGAGUAUUAGCAGGAUUGCAAGUUAUCAACCUUUUGAUGGGUUAAUGGAUUUGAAAGUGGCUGUGGCAGGUUUCAUGACGCAAGUUAUGGGAAAUUCAGUUUCUUUCAACCCCUCUAAGAUAGUAUUGACAGCUGGUGCAUCCCCUGCAAUAGAAAUUCUAAGCUUUUGCUUAGCAGAUAGUGGAAAUGCAUUUCUUGUUCCAACACCAUGUUACCCAGGUUUAGACAGAGAUGUAAAAUGGCGAACUGGUGUAGAGAUAAUACCUGUUCCAUGCCGUAGUACAGACAACUUCAGCCUAAGCAUAACUGCUUUGGAAUUAGCAUUCAACCAGGCGAAAAAACGUGGUAUAAAAGUUCGGGGGAUUAUAAUUUCGAAUCCUUCAAAUCCUGUCGGCAGUCUUCUUAGCAGGGAAACACUUUACAGCCUGGUGGACUUUGCAAGAGAAAAGAACAUACAUAUAGUAUCAAAUGAAAUAUUUGCUGGUUCUACUUGUGGAAGUGCAGAGUUUAUAAGCAUGGCCGAAAUUGUUGAUUCAGAAGAUCUCGACCGUGACAGGGUUCAUGUAGUGUAUGGUCUAUCAAAAGAUCUCUCUCUUCCGGGUUUUAGAGUUGGUGUCAUCUACUCCCAUAAUGAGCAUAUCUUGACUGCUGCUAAGAAGUUGACUAGGUUCUCAUCCAUAUCGGCUCCAUCACAACAGUUGCUUAUAUCCAUGCUUUCGGAUGCAAAAUUUGUUCAGAAGUUUGUGAAGAUCAACAGAGAGAGGCUGAGAAGAAUGUACCAUAACUUUGCUGCAGGGUUGGAACAAGUGGGUAUUGAAUGCACUAAGAGCAGUGGAGGUUUCUACUGUUGGGCCGAUAUGAGUAGGUUAAUCUCUUCAUACAGUGAGAAAGGUGAGCUUGAGCUCUGGGAAAGGCUGUUGAGUGUAGCUAAGGUCAAUGUAACUCCUGGAUCUUCUUGUCAUUGUAUUGAGCCUGGAUGGUUUCGUUUCUGUUUCACUACCUUGACCGAAGAAGAUAUUCCUGUUGUCAUGAAACGAAUUCGUAAAAUAUCUGGGAUCUGUAAAUCUCAUAGUUAAAAAUUUUUGUUGGUUCAUUGUGUACAUGGUUAGGGUGAUUAUAAAUUCUUUUGAAGAAA
This is a messenger RNA of Cannabis sativa, 2393 nucleotides long. RefSeq names its product probable aminotransferase ACS10. Gene Ontology annotation, molecular function: pyridoxal phosphate binding; L-aspartate:2-oxoglutarate transaminase activity; aromatic-amino-acid:2-oxoglutarate transaminase activity. Gene Ontology annotation, biological process: biosynthetic process; amino acid metabolic process. Lineage: Eukaryota; Viridiplantae; Streptophyta; Magnoliopsida; Rosales; Cannabaceae. The coding region runs from base 652 to 2334 and encodes 560 amino acids. The transcript has 4 exons. The record is from RefSeq and is a predicted model, not a curated record.